GCAAGCCCAUGUGGCUUUGCGGCGCCCCCUCGGAUUGCCCGCCCAGCCUGGGGUGUCGGUCUAUCCCCACCUCGGAAGCUUUCGCCGAUAAGAAGCGCGGCCGAGUCGUCCGCGGCAGACAGCACCGAAUCAGCUGCCUCUUCUUGGCUCAAGGAGGUUGGCCUUUUCAGCGGCUACUUCUUCCUCCAGACGGGCAUGGGCUUCAUGAUGAAGUUCGUGUUGUCGAAGGUGGCCGUGGUGCCCGGCCUCAAAGGGAUUCCAGCGCCCUUCUUCGUCACCUGCUGUCAGCAACUGGUCAGUUUCAGCAUCAUGUGCUUGGUGCUGCUCGGCUCUCGAGCGAUUGGCCGACCCUACAGCCCUCAGAAGAUCUCGAAGCAGGAGAUGAUCACCGUGCUGUGCCUGGCUGCAGCCUUCUCGCUGAACAUUGGUUCGAACCUUCUUUCCAUGUCCUUGAUCCCUCUCUCCUUGAGCAUGAUCAUCCGGGCCUGCUCGCCGAUCACCACGGCGGCUCUGCAGUCCAUGGACAAGAAGCAAAGGACGCCAUCUGCGCCUGAGUGGCUCUGCCUGCUGAUCGGAGUCGUUUGCGCCGCAGCUGUGACACUAGCAGAAAGCGGUGGAGUGGCGGGUGAGGCGUCCUUCCUAUUCUUCUUCGGGGUAGCGAUAUGCGUCUUCAGCAUCUGCUGCGGUGGACUUGAUUUUGUCCUGAAGGCGAAGCUGGGUAAGGGACCGAAGCUGAAUGCCUUGGACUUGAACUUCUACAAUGCUCUGCCUGUGGCCUGUUUGACGGGACUCGCCGCCACAGUCAUACCGAAGCCAGUGUCAGCCACAUGGGCUGCCAGAUAUAUUCCGCAGAUGACGGAUCUGCAGGUUGUGAAAAGGCUGUUCCAGGUCAACCCGUCCAUAGUCAAAUGGGUCGUGUUCUCUGGACUUGGCGCCUUCGUCUAUAACCUUUACGUGACCUUCAUGGUCGUGAAGCUUAGUCCAGCGACCUCGGCCUUCGCAGGUAACUUCAACAAGAGUGCGGCCAUACUGCUGUCUCUGGUAUUCCUGGAGGGGGCCGCGCCCUGGAAGACGGGAAGCCUUCGGGAUUUCGCGAAGAUAGGUGCGGUCCUGGGCAACAUCGUGGCCUUCACGUGCUACAAUGUUCUGAAGAAGAGGAAAACUGCCAGCAAAGCCUGA
Messenger RNA from Symbiodinium sp. CCMP2456, 1179 nucleotides. NCBI's taxonomy places the organism in Eukaryota, Dinophyceae, Suessiales, Symbiodiniaceae. The record is from the annotation of a GenBank genome assembly.